UCUUCUUCUUCUUCUUCUCUUUCUUUGACUUUAGCUUCUGUUUCACAAUGUCGUCUUUGGCUGCGCAGCUCAAGCGCAUUGCGGUGCCGUCGCUGGUGGCUGCUCAGGUGGAUGUUGCUGCGUCUGCCAAGAGUGCCUCGGCAGCCCGCGCGACUGGCCGCGCCUCCAUUCUGUACGACGCGCGCAAGGCGGCCGAGACUGAGAACGCGCUCGUGUACGCCACUGGUGUCAACGGGAUGGCUGAACUGAUCCAGCUGAGCCCAGAUACUUUUAGCACCCAGGACCAAGCGUACCAGCUCUUGUUUGGCCCCGCUGCACCUUCGUGCGAUCGCACACUGCAGACGGCCGAGGAGAAUGCUCGGCUGGACGAGCACAUUGACCGCUUCCUGCGCGACUUGUCGCCGUUUGUCAUGCUCAAGCCUGCUCAGAAGGCCCUCGAGUGGCUGGUGCGACGAUUUCGAAUCAACGAGUACAACAUGGACGAGUUGGUUGCUGCCGUGCUGCCAUACCACGACACGCAUCUCUUUGCUCGCGUAGCAGCGAUUCUGCCGCUGCGACAAACAGCUGCCAUCGACUCUGUGCGCGCACGUGCUGCUCCGGGCUCCACGGCAGCAGACGCUUCGCAGCGCAUGGACUGGACUUGGCUUCGGGCUGUGCAAAAGAGUGCGCACUCCAUCGACCGGCCAACGCUCGUCCAGCGCUGCCUGGCUGAUCCUGCGCUUUACCGCUUCAUUGCCACCACUGUGCACCGUGCAAUCGCUCAUGCUGCUGCGUCGCAGGCGCCCAAAGCGCUCAUCUCCUUUUACGCCGCCACGACCAUCGCCAUGAUUGAGAGCUGCCCCAAAAUCACGGACGACUUUGUGCUGCUCGUCGCGCCCUUCAUUCGCGAUGCUCUCAAGUCUCGCUUGCAUCCAGAGUUCCGAAUUGCUGCAAUCAUGACGGCCACCCAGCUGGCAGUUGCCACUCCGCUCUCCCCGGCUCUGAUUUCUGCGUUUGUGACUGGCGUUGCCCAGGCCCCUCUGCUCAAAAACACGUCGGCUGUUGCGCGCAUUGCCCUGGUCAGCAGCGCGCUCCCAGCACUCGUCAUCCUUCAAUCUCAGUCUCGCGCCGCUUCGCUCGCGCCCGCCGUUGUUGCUGCUUUGGCUCUGUACGAUUCAGCCGAGGCGCAGCUUGUGGCGCUUGCGAGCACGCAUGAUCUGACCGCUUUUCUCCAAGCACUCCUCGCCGGCGCACUCGCCGUCCUUACAUCCGUCCAGGACGACACUUCUUCCGCUCGUGACGAAGCCAAUGACAUGGAUGCCGGCGAUGCCACAGCCGUUUCCGCGCAGCGCGCCAACCGCGUUGUUCGCCUGAUUGCUGCACUUGUUGCUCAGGUCGAGCUUGCUGACUCGGACGUCUCCUUGAUCGUUCAGCGAGUGCUUGAGGCGCUCGUGAGUGCUCGUCGCGCGCACCAGCCCACACUGCCCUCCACCACCAAGUCCAAAAAGCAGCUCGCAACCGCUCAGCCCAGCGAAGCACACAUGAGCGAACAAGAGCGCCACUUUGCCUCGAUUCUUGUCGCUUUUGAGCGCAAGCAUCCCGAUGUAGUCGACACUGCCAUCAGCCGCCUCCUCGCAGCGGCCACAACCCCUUCCGACAAGCAAUGGCUUGCGCAGCUUGUGUCAACCUCAUUCAGUGCCACGGCUCGUCGCCAAAUUGUCCUCGAUGGUGCUGGCACCCUCUUCCUGUCUCUGGAAAGUCCCAAUCCCGAAAUCCGCCUCGCGGCCGUCGAACAGCUGGCCACUUUGACUCUGGCUGCCAAGCGCACCCAUGCCCCGCCGCUGACCAUUCUCGACGAUGACUCGGACAGCCGUGACGAUGCGUUCAUUGCCCGAUCUUUGCUCGCAAGACUUGGCGACGACAAUCUCGCCAUCGCCCACCGCGUUCUCGAGCUCGGAAGUGGUCUUGUCAACGCUGUUCCACAACAGCCUUUGCUCGGUUCGCUAGCCCGCCUCCUUUCAAAGGUGGCAUCGGCGUCAUGCAAGUCAUCGGAUGCGCAAAGCGCUCAACGCAGCAGCGAACUUGUCUUUGGUGUUUUGCUUGGCGGCCUGCUUCCCGCUGCUCCCGAAUCCCUCAUUGCCACCCUGACCAUGGCAUUGCCGUUUUCGAUUGCAACUGCGUGCUCUGUCUCCGUGCUGUUGGGCUUGUUGCGUGCAGUGCACACGCACAUCAAGGAACUCAGGCUGGUGGAUGCCUUGUUCGUUGAGCUCGAUGCAAUCGCGGCUGAUCUGAGCGCUGACAUUGCUGCCUUGUCAUCGGCCACACUGGCGACGCUUGCAUCCAGUGCCGAGCACGCUCAGCGUCGCUCACAGCUUUCGUCGCGCGUGUGCCGUGCUUUUGCAGCCGUUGCGAGUGCAUCAUCCCCUGCCUCAGCCGUCAGUGCUACUCCCAGAUCUGCCAAGAAGGGAGCAUCACCGACGAGCAGCUCCUUGUUGGACCAGAAGACGCUUGCUGAGCUGUGUGUUCAGCUUGUUGCCGGCGGCCAAGCUACAAUGGAUGCCUGUGCUCUUGCGCGCGCUUUGUCAACCGAGACGCUGCCCGCCUUCCUGCAGCGUGCUGUUGCGGCAGUCGGUGUCCUGGUUGCGCUUGUUGAAGCCAGUGGCGACUCGUCCGCCACGCAUGCUGCCAUGCUGCGCAUCACUGAGCUUUUGCUCACUCCCGAUCUGUGGCUGGCCGUCCAUGGCGCCCCAGGUGCCUCCGGCCGUCACACACAGAGCGGUCUUGCGGUUUCCGAUGUGUUUGGCGCUGCACUUGCGCUUCUCGACUCUGGCAAACGUCUUGAGCUUUCGACUGCGCCUGGCUCGCAGCUUCCUGCGCUGGUCGAUGCGUUGGACCAUCUUUUGUCAGGUGCUUUGCAGCACUCGUCGGAGGAAGCAUUUGUGCGCACAGUCUUCCAGCUCUUGGCCUCCAAUCCUGCCCCAAUCAACCUGUUCCAUCGCACCAUGCGCGCUCUCGUGGGCCAGCACUUGGCCUCGCCCAUGUCAUUUUUGACGUCCACCUGGACCACAGACCUGUUUGCCUCUGCGAGCUCUCAGUCAAACGCCUUGCUGCAAGUUCGUGCGCUGCAUGUGAUGCGUGCGUUCAUUGAGACUGCUGCAAGCUCCACCCAGCAAAGUGCCGCGUGCGAUUUCCAGGCGUACUUGCCACAUCUGCUUGUGGCGCUGUCCAGCGCCGAGCGGAUUGUCCGUGCCGCCGCCAUGCAAUGUUUGCGCGUGCUGGAUGAACGAGCUGCUGCGGCGCGUGAGCUCAAGUUCUGGCGAAUGUACGAAGCCGAGUCGUCGUCGCAGCUGCGCCACUUCCUCACUGCUGAGCAGUAUGUGGCCACGCUUGCUCAGCUUCUUGCGCAGCGGGAAGAGUUUGUCAACGAUCCCAGCCACGUUCUUGCGUUUGUUGCCUCGUGCGUCCAGCUCGACUUGGUCGAAUCUGCUUCCCUGCGCGACGUGCGCUCCUCGUCCAAGGGAUCCUCCUCAAAGCGUCCUGCUGCUGGUUCCUCCGGCGACUCUGCAACUGGUCCUCUCAUUCUUGCCUACGUCCUCGAGCGCGCUGUCAAUGUUUUUGACUUGACCAGCCUUGCUGGUGUUGCUUCCACCAGUCUUCUCAUCAAGUCGGUGGCAAGCGUGGAGCACCCACAAAAGGCAGUCAUGUUGGCUCCUCUGCUCGUUCGUGUUGUGCAAGAAGCUGGUCGACUACUGCCAGAUGCGGCCGCUCUCCGACACGCACUCGAGCAGCUUGCGUCGCUCAUUCUGUCAUCCUCGUUUGGCGUUCCGUUUGGUGCUGCUGCUCAGCUCUGGGAUGCCAACGUUGCUGUCGCUGUGGAGACAACCUCGGACGUGCCUCGGCUGGUGGCGACCUCCGCCUUGGCUGCGUGGAACAAGGGGCAAACCGACAGUCCUUCCAUUGCUUUCUUCAUCGCCCUCUGCUGCCCCUUGGUGGCGGUCAAGGCAGCCGCUCUGCAGCAGUUGAUUGCACGCAGCAUGUAUGCCUCGAUGCCAACGACUUGCCAGCGAUUGAUUUUGACCAUCGCGUUGGACGCCAUCGUGUCGUCUGGCAGCGAUCUGGUGGGCGACAGCGCCAAGCAAUUCAUUCGCGAGCUGCCCAUCUCUGCCUCGCUGUUUGCAAACGAGCUUGAGGCUCUUGGCGCAGUCCGCCAACAAUCAUCCUCGCAAGUGGUCGCGCCUUCGCCCGCCCCAGCAGUCCAGAGCAGCAACAAGCGCGCCCGCACUGACGAGGACGGCUCGCGAGCACCCUUGACGGGAGCGCCGUCUGUUCUGGUUGUGCUGCAUCGUGUCACUGCUGCUGUCGAGUCUCUCCAGUUCAAAUCUGUGGCCAAGCCGCAACGGCUUGUGCAGCCGCUGUUUGACUUGCUUGAAGAGAGCAUGACGUUGGAAAUGUUGGAUCACAUGUCGCUCGAGUACUUGAAGCAGCUCGUGCUCGGCGCGCUCUCCAAGAUCACCUUGGACGUCCUUGCCAGCGCCAAACCGUCCGCCGCGCAGGACGACAUGGAGGUGGACGUGGAUGGCGAAGAAGAUGACGCUGAUGAGGAUCCCCGCGCGUCGGCGCUUUCUCUGCAGCUUCGCAACCAACCGCUCCAUCCAUCGGGCCUGCAUGCCAAGCUGUUCCGUGUUGAUUUGGUCGUGCAGUGUAUUCGCACCACGUCCAAUCCUCAGACACAGCAUCAGGCUCUCCAGCUGCUCGCAGCCGUUGCUCGCCCACAUCCGCAACUGGUUUUGCAGGACAUUAUGCCGCUUUUCACUUUCAUGAGCGCAAAUGUUGUUCGGCAGGAUGACAGCCAAUCUUUCCAAAUUCUCCAGCAGACAUUGGAGGCCGUCAUCCCUCCGCUUGUGGACAGCACCUCGUCCAGCACUGCCAUCUCGGUCAUCAAGGUCUUUGUGGGUGCUGUGACGCACAUUCCCGACCACCGCCGGCUCCGUCUCUUCACACAGCUGGUGGCCACGCUUGGUGAGCGCUAUCUUGCUGCCGUCUGCCUUCUCCUGCUGGAUCAGCGCAGCAGCACCAACACUGCGCUUUCCACUGCUACGCCAGGAGGCAAUGCGGCCGUCGCCACUGCCAGCCCAGCCUCGGGCAUGCCGCCGCCCUCUCCUCUGCUGUUCUCGCCCUCGAUUGCCAAUCUGUCGACGCGGGACACGUUCGAGUUUGCGCAAACCCUGCUGCAGCAGUUUGACUGCGCUGCGCAGCUUGACGCGUUGGCAGAAAUGCUCGAAACAGCCACCACCCUGCCGUUCGAGGUGUCUUCCACUGGCAGCAACGGCAGCUCUGCCCCAGCUGCCGCACCCAAGGCUGGCAAGGGAUCCAAGCAGAGCGCCCGCCAGAGUGCUGCUGUCGAGACGCACUCGGCCAUGCUGGCAGAGUUGGUGUGUGUUCGCUCGUCUCGCCAGCUUCGCAUCUUCAAGCAGGCUGUGGUGUCGACGGCUGCAUCGCUUCUGGCUAGCAAACCAUUCCUGGGUCGACUGGCACAACUGCAAGCGCAAAACAAGAAUGCCUUGCAAGACCAGUUCAUGCACAGCGUCGAUGCUGUUCUCAAGUUUGCCACGCAGCUGGGUAGCCACAUGCAAGAGUUGCACUCGGGCGAGCAAGCCGGCAAGCCGUCCUCUGCAUCCCUUUCGCUCAAGUUUUGGAAGGCGGUGCUCGGAGCGGCUUACGACCUGCUGGACACGAUUGUGGCCCUCCUUCCAGUCGCGUCCUUUGUUGCCGCGGCACGUGGCCUCUUGACUCACAAGGACGCCAACGUGCGUCGCAAGACUCUGCAGAUUUUCAACGAGCGCGUCUCCUUCAAAAUGGACAAUGCUGACGUUGCAAUCUUUGUUGGGACGGCUGGCCAUCUUGUGGAGCUUGUUUCCACCGUCAAGAACAACAAGGGCUCCCUUGCCGACGAUGCUGCUGCAAUUCCGCAAACGGCCCUUUUGUGCUUGGACUCGCUUGCCAAACGCUUUGCGCGCAGCCACCCGGACAGCUUCCUGUCUGCAAUCCCGGCAGUGCUUGAAGCGGCUAGCACGGCGCCGCCGGCUGGUGCCAGUGGAAAGCAAAAGGCGGCCCAACUGAGCCUCAGUGCCAGUGCUUUUGUCUGCGUUGCAACCUUUGUCAGCGAACUUGGCGUUCGCAUGAUGCCCCAUGUCAACCAAAUUAUGGGUCUCGUGCUGGAUCGCUUGCGACUCGUGCUUGACACUGUGUCGUCUUCGCUGUCUCACACGGACAGUGCACCCACUUUGCUCGUGCUGAGCUGUUUGGGUGUGUUGCAAAGUGCGCUUGGCUCCUUGGCUCAGUUCCUCAGUCCGUUCAUGGGCAAGCUGAUUGCCGUUCUCUCGCACGCCAAACUCGAAAGUGCCGCAGUGGCGUCGGCAGCAGCUCCUGGAUUGGCUGCCUCCGGCACCCCAGCGGGCGUCGCGCGGACCUGCAACCGCAUCGUGAUGAAAGUGGAGGAGCUGGUCAAGAUUAUGCCAGCAACCGUUCCGACGCGCAUUCUCCUUCCUGCACUGCUGGCUGCAGGUCAGCAACCAAUGACGCUCACUUCAGCGUCUCCCGCCACCGUGCUGUCCCACGGUCACGCCUUUGCUGCAGUUUGCCGUAUGCUGUCUAUCGCGCUUCCUGGAAUUCCGCGCGACGAGCUGCAUGCCCAAAUCAAACCUCUCUCGCGAUUCUUCCUGACGGCCUUCAACUGGCGAGCGUUGGUCCAACCUGCCACCUCUGCCGAUGCCGUCGCGCACCAUCAGCUCGUCAUUGCGGAGGAUUCUCUCAUCCAGGCGUUCGCCAGCCUUGCGUUGAAGCUGAGCGAAAGCCAAUUCCGCCCCGUCCUUGUGCAAGUUGUCGAAUGGGCCCUUGUCACUCCUGCAGCCGUCACUCUUGCCGUUGUCGCCCGCCGCAUUACGCUGUACCGCCUGAUGACCGCACUGUCGGAGCGCUUGCGAAACCUCUUCACUCCCUUCUUUGGCCUGGUGUGGACGGAUCUUGUCAAGGUUCUCGACAACCAACUCUUUGCCUCGCAAGAGCUACGCUCUGAUCGCGCUGCUUCGGAGUUGCUGGAUGCAGCUCUCGUCGCGUUGCACAAGUGCUUCUUGUUCGAUAGCGACAAGUUCGUGGACAAGGAGCGGUUUAAUGCCAUUGUGCCUCCGCUCGCUGCUCAGAUCGGAUGCCGUGUUGGUGGUGCCCAGUCACAUCGCGAGCGCGUUUCAUCCAUCCUGGUUCCCUGCAUUGGUCAGCUCGCAGUGACUGUUGCCGACGAUAGUCUCUGGAAGUUGCUCAACCAUCAAGUCAUGUCGUACUCGCGAGACACUUCCCCCGCGGUUCGCUUUGCCGCCCUCAAAGUGCAGCAAGAGUUUUACGCUCGUCUUGGUGACGAGUUCCUCAUUCUGGUUCCUGAAACAAUCCCGUACCUUGCCGAGCUCAUGGAAGACGAGAACGUGGAGGUCGAAAAGCUGGCUCAAGAGGUCAUUGCCACGAUCGAGUCUCACCUUGGCGAAUCGUUGCAACAAUACUUUUAACCGCUCUGUCUUGGCUUAUGGGUUAUGUUGUUCGAACAAAUCAUUUGCACCAGA
Molecule: messenger RNA, 7589 nt
Organism: Capsaspora owczarzaki ATCC 30864
Lineage: Eukaryota; Filasterea; Ministeriida; Capsasporidae
Product: BP28CT domain-containing protein
Exons: 4
Coding region: 48-7535 (2495 amino acids)
Biological process (GO): maturation of SSU-rRNA from tricistronic rRNA transcript (SSU-rRNA, 5.8S rRNA, LSU-rRNA); positive regulation of transcription by RNA polymerase I
Cellular component (GO): 90S preribosome; t-UTP complex; small-subunit processome
Molecular function (GO): snoRNA binding
Source: RefSeq, a predicted model, not a curated record